AUGCUAGUUAAAAUCCAAGCUCCCUGCCUGAAACCUGUCUGUCAGUAAUAUUUUGAGGCGUGUUAGAGGGGAAAGAAGAGUGCACGAGGUGUAGAAGUAGUUCAGUUACUUAGCUAGUUAUUAAACGACCAGUAUUAGCCAGCAAACAUGGCUAAAGUAAACAGUGGUACUUCCAGUUGCAGAGUCAUGGUAAUGGCUGGCAAAUACUUGACGAACCCCUCACCGGGGCUUAUCCCGAGCACAGGUCACCAGCGAAUGUUAAAACUUCAGCGACGCUUGGCAAGUUCAAAGGCGGCCGGCCAGGGAGGCAAAACCCCGGCUUUGGCCCAGCAAGAGUUCCCUAACUCUUUCUCAGCCUCUGACCGCUACGUUCUGUCAAAGCGCACAUUAAUUUAUCGGGAUGUGAAGGCUUUUCUCAAUGAAAUUGGUGGAGACCCUCGAGAGGCUCGGUACUGGUUGACCCAAUUUCAGAGAGCCAGUUUGGCACAAGCGCCAGCAUUUGCAGUGCUCGAGGUGGACAAAUCUGUAUUCGAGAACCGAGAGAUGGUGCAGAGUCUGGCGUUUGGGCUCUCUUUCCUGCAGCGGAUGGACAUGAAGCCAGUGGUGGUGAUGGGACUGUCACGGCCUGAGGAUGACGACGCCCCAGACGGAUCUACUUCCAACUCCAGGGCCGAUAUCGUUCAGCAGUGCCAGACCCUAACGGAGGUCCUACAGCACCACUCAGCCAGUGUCAUACCUUUCUUCAGUGCAGAGGCCUUGCUGCUGGUGCAGGAUCCACCCCAAGGAAGCAGUGCAGGGUCCUCCAUUGCAGUGGACAAAGGCCUGCUCCAGUGGAGCCUGGACAGCGGGGCCAUCCCCCUGGUGUGCCCUGUGGGGCGGGACACCACGGGCCGCUCGGUGGCCCUGGACUCAGUGGAUGUCACGGCCGCCAUCUCCAAGAUCCUGCAGCCACUCAAAGUCAUGUUCCUCAACAGCUGGGGAGGCCUCCGCAACCAGAGUCACAAGGUGCUGGAUUUAGUGUCUCUGCCCGGUGAUCUUCCCGGCCUGUCGGGGGCACCAUGGCUGAGCUUGGCCGAGCGUCGGAGGGUGGGCACCAUCGCCCAGCUCCUGAACCAGCUGCCCUGCGAGUCCUCUGCAGUUAUCACCUCCGCCAACACGCUGCUCACCGAGCUGUUCAGCCACAAGGGUUCUGGUACCCUGUUCAAGAAUGGAGACCCCAUUCACAAGUACAGCACUCUGGAUGACAUAGACCUAGACCGUCUACUGGCCCUGAUAAACAAGUCAUUUGAGAAGAACCUGAGGGAGGAUUACAUUGAGUCACUCAAAGGACGCCUCCACUCCAUCUACCUCUCUGAAGGGUACAGUGCGGCAGCCAUCAUCACCAGUGAGCCUGUGAGCAGCGGUACGCCCUACCUGGACAAGUUUGUGGUGAGCAGCAGCAAACAGGGCGAGGGCACCAGCCAGAUCCUGUGGGAGUGCAUCAGACAGGACCUGGGCAAGCUCUUCUGGAGGUCCCGCGCCAUCAACCGCAUCAACCCCUGGUACUUCAAGCAUUGCGACGGAAGCUUCGUCAAUGGCAGCUGGAUUGUCUUUUGGUUCGGCCUCUCAGACAUCAGGGAGUCCUACCAGCUCGUAGAGUACGCUAAACGCAUUCCAGACUCCUUCCACGGUCCGAUAAUGGGGGGGAGCCCCCCAGCAGCCACCCCAGGAUCCUGAAUUAACUCUGCCAACAUUCCUCCUCCAAGCCUAAAUAAAGGGUUGCAGAACACCAAGCUAAAAUAAGCAGUUCCUCCCAUUGACAAACUGUUUUGUAAUAAGUUUGGUGUGGUAUUACUUGUUUUGAGAGCUUGGUGGCUUGGAGCAGUAGGUCAUUGUUAGUUUGGGGUGCCAGGGAGCAUCUUGGGUUAGACGGCGGUGGUUAGAUUUGGAUCUGGCAGAAUUUGCAGUCAGCCUGCCUUCAGCACUCUGUGGCUGCUGAAGGUUUGUUUGGUGGAAAAGGUUGUGAAUUUUGUCUGAAUUCAUCCCCCUCAUGUAGUUGAUUUCACUACUGUGCUUGGGCCAAAUCCGAAAUUGAGGUACAGUGGGGAGAACAAGUAUUUGAUACACUGCCGAUUUUGCAGGUUUUCCUACUUACAAAGCAUGUAG
Coregonus clupeaformis (lake whitefish) is the source of this 2145-nucleotide messenger RNA. Its product is annotated as N-acetylglutamate synthase, mitochondrial-like. Gene Ontology annotation, molecular function: arginine binding; L-glutamate N-acetyltransferase activity, acting on acetyl-CoA as donor. Gene Ontology annotation, cellular component: mitochondrial matrix. The record is from RefSeq and is a predicted model, not a curated record. Lineage: Eukaryota; Metazoa; Chordata; Actinopteri; Salmoniformes; Salmonidae. The transcript has 8 exons. Gene Ontology annotation, biological process: L-arginine biosynthetic process. The coding region runs from base 148 to 1716 and encodes 522 amino acids.